Molecule: messenger RNA, 857 nt
Organism: Durusdinium trenchii
Lineage: Eukaryota; Dinophyceae; Suessiales; Symbiodiniaceae
Source: the annotation of a GenBank genome assembly
CUCAAGUCUCGUGACAUGUAUUUCAGUGAGCUUUGAUAUUGGAGGCCAUGGCCUGCCGCAUCCUUGGAGCACUUAGUGUACUUUGGAUUACUUUUGCCAAAGAGCAGGAGAUUGCCUGUGCUGAUGGAAAGGAUUGCUCGCACUCCCAUAGACGCUUGCAGCAGUCUGAUCCCUGGUUCCGGAUUGGCUUCGACGACAUGCAAUGUUAUGCUCCUGGAGGUAUGGACAUCCGAACUGCGGAAACACAUUUGGACUGCCGAGCGGAAGCUGAAAAGGUGGGCUGGGAGUUUUAUCAGUACAAUGCAAACACAAAGGAGUGCUGUCUCACGGACAAUUGCGACAAGAACUUGAUGGUGGAAGCGAGCGGCUGGCAAAGCUGGGGAAAAAAUUGGUGCGUAAGAUGCGAUGAAUCCAUCUGGGUGCCGAAACGCAAGCUGAAAAGCUGCUGCGAGGCACGCUGCUGGCAACAUUACUGGUGGACACCGUGGGGAGCCACUGUCGAUUGUGGAGGAGGCAAUCUGACAAUCACGGCAGCUCAAGCUGCAGAGCAAGCCAAAGAGGCCUAGGAAGAGGCAGGUAGGUGAAGCAAAAUCCUUCUGAAUAUAUACAUGUCUCUUUGCUCGUUUUGAGUUGACCAAAACGUUCUUUGCGUGCCACUGACCAGUGAUCGUAAUUUGUGUACUGAUGACUGCCGCACAUUGGCUGCUCUGUGAAGCAUAGCUCGGCAACAGGCCCUGGAAUUCUUACAGUUGACGCUUGCACAGAGAUGCCCAAAAAGACUGCGCUGGGCAAUUACGCAACAUGUACACACUGCAAUCUCUUUGACUUAUAUAAAUCACAUGGUGUAAGCACUCGGA